Priapulus caudatus is the source of this 1907-nucleotide messenger RNA. RefSeq names its product PAXIP1-associated glutamate-rich protein 1-like. Bases 235 to 1023 code for a protein of 262 amino acids. The record is from RefSeq and is a predicted model, not a curated record. NCBI's taxonomy places the organism in Eukaryota, Metazoa, Priapulida, Priapulimorpha, Priapulimorphida, Priapulidae. The transcript has 5 exons.
GUGAUGCUCUGGAUGCUCUAGGAUUGAGGCGGUACUGCUGCCGCCGCAUGCUCCUCUCUCACGUUGACCUUAUAGAGAAGCUGCUCAACUACGCACCACUCGAGAAAUAGACGCCUGUACACAGUUAUUUAAGAAAGCAGGAUUGGGAAGAGGUUAACAAAUACACACAACAGCAAGAAAGCACCAUUAUUGACAGACAAGAAAGUAUAGGAGGCAUCACGGCCACAGUUCCUCAUGCAGGGGCAAGAUGACGACUGGUUUGCUGCCUGCAGUGAUGAUGAGAUCUAUAAACCAGAUGGAUCUCUUGGUGAUGACUGGCACCCUGACCCCAAAGAAAUUUAUCAACUGUAUAAAAGAAUCGAGUCGAAUCCCGUAUUACAACUGCAGUGGAAAAACCCGGGAAGGAGGCCACCAACGCCUGACACUGGCACUGAUGACCAUCUCCCUAUAGGUACUGAUGACUCAGAGGAAAAAAUUGAAGAAUCGACUGAGUUUGACUUUGAUGAAGAUUUUGGCUUUGAGACUUCGGUGUCAAUUACACCUAGACGGACUCCGAGAAGCGCGAGGCUGUCGCACGGUGCGCCGAAGAGGGUCGCCAGUCUCAACCAGGUGAUGAAGGACAUGGCACGCCACAAGCGCCUGGAGCAGGAGCUGCUUCACGCGGAGCAGACGGCGAAGACGACCGCGGAACUUGCCGCGCACCGCGCAGGACUGCACUCGCUAGCAGGUGGCACUGACGGAGACGCGUCGAGUCACCGUCAGGCGGAGCGGUCGAGUCCGAAAGGUGCUGGCGGUGCGGAGAGGCCGAGCCUAAGUCCUCGGGGCAGCGGUGCGCACAGCCCCAGGCAGCUGUCGCUGAAUCCCCGAGGGACAGCCGCUCAGUCGUUUAUGGGAAGUGCGUCGAGCAGCCCGAGGCAGGCUGCCGGCAGCCACAGUCCCGGCUCCGGGAGUCCACGACAGGCAGGCGGGGCACUGACGCCCCGGCAGUACCCAGCACACAGCCCACGUCAGGUGUCCAGCUGAGUAGCACGCCACUAACUUGUACAUAACUUUACCGUAGUCCCACGCACCCGCACAGAAACCUAACAAAUUGUGCUCUUUUUUUAAUUAUUAAUAGUUCGUUCAAUUCUGUGAUGAGUCUUCCUAAUACGACAGUUUUUCGACAAAUGGUCGGUUGUUUGUUUCGAGCUGUUUUGACAGUUUCUCGAGACCACCACUAGGUGUCAGUAGGUGAUGUGACAAUGUGAGGCAGGUUCUAUUGGUUAGCUAACUGUAAGGGCCACUUGAAAAAGACAACAAAUCAGUUGGUGAAAACUGUUGCACCUAAUGAUUUAUCACAGUAUUAAAUUUACCACGUUGAACUAUGAAGUCUGAUUAUGUUAUUCCAAAAUUUACUUUUUUUUAUUUAAUUUACUUUCUUACUUAAAAGUGGAUAGAUUAUUAUUUUUGGCAUUCAGAUAUCUCAAUUCACACAACCAUUGGUUUGAUAUUAUUUGCUCCUGUUCAAGUGCAGUGAGUGGCAGGUUCGUCCUGUUUUGUAAGAAGUGAUAUUAAUUGACUGACAUGUUUCGGGUAUUUGUGUAGACACCUGUUUUGAGGUACAGUAUCCAACCACCACCAUCAAUGCAUUUUAUCACUAUAGAGGUAAGAAAAUAAUAGCGGUAUAAACCGUCAAUAGACUCGGGGAGUGUGUAAGUUUGGCUCGUUUUAUUAUCUAACUGCUGAAAGAACAGUAGCUUUUUUUUACAUUGCUGAUUAAAUUCCUCUUAGCUGAAUAUCAUCAAGAGCACAUAACUGUUGUAAUGGAUUCCGAUUGUGCUAUUUGUUUCAUGUCAUAAAUAUGAAUAGUUUGUCCAUAAUUUGUAUGGGUGUGAAAAAUGAGUGAUUAAAAGUUAAAAACAAACAAA